UCGCUGAUGUGGUAUUUAUUUUUAAACGAAUUUCUUUUAGGACUAACAUGUCCCUUUAUAAUGGAACAUUGGAAGAAAACCUAGAUUUAUGGAACGAAAAUAAACGACCCCUGACAGCGUCUGGUUCCAUACAAGCUAUAACAUUUUACAACUUUGAAGGAAACACUAGCACCUCUCCAGAUAUGGAGGCAUUUAUUGCAGGGCCACCAUCUGUUUCAUCGAGUAUUGGCUCUCUGUUUGCUGACGAAUACGCAUCUCCAUACGACGUGUUGAACGCAUCGACAGACCUUUCAGUAGAACUGGUUUUACUGCACCAGCUUUCCCGAGGAACGGUGACUUUACAGUCCAGCGAUCCCAGUGAUUACCCAAUCAUAGACGUGAAUUAUUUCGCUGAGGAUGAAGAUUUGGAGGUUUUCUAUCUCGGAAUACAAGAAGCAUUGAAACUGGAAAACACAACAGCUUUUCAACGACUUGGGGCCACUGCCAUCUAUAUUGAUGUCCCCGUUUGCAAUGAUGCCUAUGAUAAACUGUCCAAAGACUGGUGGCUUUGCACCGUGCAGUAUUACUCGAUUUCGACUCUUCAUCCGGUGGGUACAACCGCUAUGGGAACAAAUACAUCUACCUCUGUAGUGAGUUCCGAGCUAAAAGUGCAUGGAAUCGAUCAACUAAGAGUGGUCGACGCUGGAAUUAUGCCGACCACAGUGUCUGGACAUACAACGGCCGCUGUAGUCAUGAUAGCUGAAAAGGCUGCUGAUUUAAUUAAGGCAGACUAUGGCUAUGUUAACAAUACGGCAAUUUAAUUUCAAUAAACUGGAAUGUAUAAUCUAUUCAAUAAAGCUAAAUCGAUUCAA
Molecule: messenger RNA, 851 nt
Organism: Dendroctonus ponderosae (mountain pine beetle)
Lineage: Eukaryota; Metazoa; Arthropoda; Insecta; Coleoptera; Curculionidae
Product: dehydrogenase str4-like
Exons: 3
Coding region: 48-800 (250 amino acids)
Molecular function (GO): flavin adenine dinucleotide binding; oxidoreductase activity, acting on CH-OH group of donors
Source: RefSeq, a predicted model, not a curated record